Impatiens glandulifera is the source of this 1246-nucleotide messenger RNA. RefSeq lists its product as uncharacterized. The coding region runs from base 232 to 720 and encodes 162 amino acids. The transcript has 3 exons. Lineage: Eukaryota; Viridiplantae; Streptophyta; Magnoliopsida; Ericales; Balsaminaceae. The record is from RefSeq and is a predicted model, not a curated record.
AUGAUUUAUAUUCUUGUUCUUGUCCUUUUAUUAUUAUUUCCCCCCCAAACUAUAGUAGUAGCUUUUACUACCCACCAGAUUGCAAAACCUUAAAUAAACAUCCAACCGAAUAUCAUAAACCCAUUAUGAUUCCUUCUCCUCCUCCUAGAUGAUCAUCCCUUGACAAACUAACUAGCUAGCUCUAGUACAACCCAUUAUCAUCAUCAUCAUCAUCUUCUUCAUAUAUUAUUAAUGGCUACAGCAAUAACAGUACUACUACAACCCUUCUUCUCCACUCCACCAUGUUUUUCUGUCAAAAACCUUGUUAAUAAUAAUUACACUACUCAAAUGUCCAUGUAUCAUCAUCAUCAUCAUCAUCAUUCAACUAAGAACAAGAACAAGAACAAGAACAAUAACAACAAUAACAAGAACAAGAAGGCAUUCUCUAUUGAGAUCAGAUCUUCCUCUAUAUGCAGCAGAACCAGGAAGAAUAAGAUUUUCGAGGAUCAACCCAAAGGUAUUAUCUGUUUCAGAGAUGAAUUAACAGGAGAAAUCACUUGUGAAGGCUACGACGAGGGUCCUCGUUCCCCAAAUAAUUAUCAUCAAAGAGAUGCAGCAGAGAUCAUUGAUCUUCUCCUUAUUCACAAGACCUGGAACCAACUUGUUAUUAAUGGAAUGGGAGGAGACCAAACUCAAACUGCCUUUCCUAAUCAUCAUGCUUUCACUUAUUGGGAUAAUUAAUAUCUAUUAUUAUAUGAUGGAUCUCAUUCCUACUAGUUACCUACCUACCUACCUACACUUGUGUAUGUACUCAAAAAUAAUAUAUAUGCCUUCCUGGGCAGCAUCUUAUAAACUAACUACUUGAUAAUUAACAACAUGAAUCAACUAUAAAAAAAAAAAAAACAUACCAGACAUGAGUACGCCGUGUCGUGCUAAUCAGGAGAAGUCCCGUCUUGUUGUUGUUGUUGAAGGACAUUGUUGUUAUCUUCAGAGAGGAAUGUGUCUUUUUUCGCGCAGUUUUCUUCAGAGAAGUCUGUCUGGGAAUUACUUGUAAUAAUAGAAGGUGGAGACCAUUGAUCAGGUACCAUGGGAAAAUAAGUAGUCAUGGCUUUUCUAAACCUCUUCUUGUAUUGCUUAGGCGAUAUAACAGUAGGAGAAGCGUUCUUCGGUCCGCCCAGAAUCCCAGAAGCCUUCACCCAUGUUUCUAGAUGUUUAUCCCAAGUAUACUGUCUCAUGAAAUCUAUUAUACCCACUACUAGUUCGUGUU